Molecule: messenger RNA, 2213 nt
Organism: Triplophysa rosa
Lineage: Eukaryota; Metazoa; Chordata; Actinopteri; Cypriniformes; Nemacheilidae
Product: basic salivary proline-rich protein 2-like
Exons: 6
Coding region: 185-787 (200 amino acids)
Source: RefSeq, a predicted model, not a curated record
CAAUGACGCUCUCUGACAAAGAGAAUCAGCGCUCGCUCGAUGUUUUGGUGCGGCGCGAGCCGCCAUUUCACAGCCGUAUAUGAUUUUAUAAACGGAUGAUUGUUUCGCAAAAUAAAGCGAAUAACGCGGAAUUAUUUAGGGCUCGUUGUUUUAGAAGAGCUCUCGAUAUCUGAAGGUUUUAAAGAUGGAAGCUGAACCUGAGCAGGUGGAAGAGACUAAAGAGGUGAUGGAGGUCACAGAAGCAUCUUCACAGGAGGACUCUGUACCUGAAAGCAAAUCCAGGGGUCGUGGAGUAAAGGGACGUGGCAGAGGUGGACGGAUGGGCCGAGGAGGUCGUGGUGGGCGAGGAAUGAUGAUGAAAGGGUUCAGGCCUCCGGGUCACGCGAGGGGCAGAGGCCGUGAUGGCUUUACAAAUGGAUUUGGGCCCAUGAGGCGGGGCAUGGGUAGAACGCGGCCUUAUCCGGACAUGCGUGGGCGAAGAGGCGGUCCAAUGGGAAUGUACUUGGGUCCGCCCCCUCCUCCACCGCUCCCACCCAUGCACAUGAGAGGACCUCCACCUCCAAUGCACAGGCAUGGCCCGCAUGGCCCGCCUCCCCCUCCACCGCCAGGACACCCGGGUUUCAGAGGGCGGCCCCCGCACCCGAGGGGGCGGAACAUGAUGCCUCCCGGCCCUCCGCGAUUUUUCCAUCCCCGAGGCUACCACAACGGAUCGGCCCCUCCUCUGCCCCGCCCGCCUCCAGGCAGGGGCCAGCGCUGGCCGGGGCCCCCUGGUGGCCGGAGGUUUUAACAGUUAAAAUCUCGUGCUCCGUAGCGUUAAUGGCCACCGAAAAAUUUGUGUCCAAACAGACUCGCAGGUCCAUUUGCUGUAAAGACACACUACAUUUUUCUGUUACUGUAUCUGAGGAGAAAGCCCCAAAACAUUUAAAAGCGCUCUCACUCUUUUGUAGAGAAAGAAACAUGUUCUUUUAGUUGAUUUUAAGUGUAUUUCAUGAGAAUUUUACUCCUAAGUGUCGUCCAGUGUGCGUGGUGCUAUUCCUGUGAGCCUUAAACAAUCUUUUUCCUUUAUUUGAAAAGAAAGUAAAGUGCAUUUUAGUGAACGAAAAGUUAAGAAAGACUAAACGAGUGACUGAACGUCCACCGUCAUUCCUCAGUAUUUAUGUCUCUUGAUAUAUCUGUACUCCUUGGACCUUUGUUUAAAUGACGUCAGUCCGCUGACAUUUAUCAAACACUUCAUUCACCCCCUUAUAUGUUUUUACGCAUGUGUAGUGCUCAUAAAUUAAUGAUUUAAUACCAUAAAUGUGCAGCUACUUGAAUUCUACUUUAAAGUGAAAGUAUUGCUGUUUGUGUUCAAUGACAUUCUGUUACAACCACAGUUACAUGGAUUUAUUACAUGACAGUAGAGUAGCGCUACAGUUUAUACCUCUUGAAAUGAAUAUUUCCUUGCUUUUCUAUUUCAAAGCCAGGUCUGACAGUAUUUGAUUUAAAAUAGUACAAAUAAGUGUUCUGACGUGUUCUGGCACAUUCACGUGUUGUAACUGAUAAAGUCAUGUGAAGUUGUGGAUGUAAAUUGACAAGAUAACAGCUUUUGACUUAGUUUUGAAAACAAAACGAAAACAAAAUAAAGUUAAGAUCAAAUGACCUCUCUUUUUAUUGUCUAUUCAAACUUAAAAUGUAAUGAACUGCAAUCUCUGAAGAAGAAAAAAAUGGACAGCCAUAUGAAGAAAGUAUGUAUUUUUACUAUUUACAUGAGCGCAGAUAUAUUUUAUAAUCAUUGACAGGAGAACAGUCAUGACUGAUGAAUGUUGAUGAUUUGAAUUCACCUUUUCUAAUACUACUCCUAAAGAUUACGGCACAUGUACAUAAAGCUUAUAGUCUAUAGUCUUUUAUCAAGGAAAGUUUAAGCAUAUCUUUUCUAAUUAAAGUGGAGUGGGGCUUUUAAAGUUGUGUGGAGGGCUGAAAAUAAAACCUGAUCAAACCAAGUCCAAGGAUGUACUGAAUAUAGUCUGACCUGCCUGUCUCCCAGAAGCGGCUCCUGAUGAUUUGAAUGUUUCAGAAACAUCUCAUCUUUGAAUCAAAGUUCAGAUUCACACACGACACACUGCUCUCGAAGUGCAUGUAAUGGAUUAACCUCAUAAGAGUAAAUGGGUUUGUUCUCUUGGUAAUUAUAAUGGAACGUUAGAUUAAGAGGAAUAAUCCGGUUUGAUUUAUUACAG